This is a messenger RNA of Penicillium chermesinum, 1752 nucleotides long. Its product is annotated as MDR family MFS transporter. The record is from RefSeq and is a predicted model, not a curated record. Gene Ontology annotation, molecular function: transmembrane transporter activity. NCBI's taxonomy places the organism in Eukaryota, Fungi, Ascomycota, Eurotiomycetes, Eurotiales, Aspergillaceae. The transcript is spliced from 3 exons. Gene Ontology annotation, biological process: transmembrane transport. The coding region runs from base 1 to 1752 and encodes 583 amino acids.
AUGGCAACCGAGGCCCUCGAUCACGACGCUUCGAGCGAGAAAACUGUCUCGCCGGAUCACGACAAAUCUGUCGAGGCUGCUGUCCAGAAUCCAGAGAAGGAGCAGGAGAGCAAGGGUGCUGAUCAUGCGCCCGAUAAAGAAGCCAGCGGAGCGCCUCUUGCGCCCACGGGGUCGCAAAACGCUAAGAUGGGCAAGAAACAGAUCGUCGUCGUGAUGACCGCCCUAUGCCUCGCUCUUUUUCUCGCGGCUCUUGACAUGACAAUCGUUUCCACGGCUUUGGUCUCCAUCGCCGCCGAUUUCAAUGCAUCGGCGAGUGGUUAUUCGUGGAUUGCCUCCUCUUACCUGCUGGCCAAUGCGGCUUGUAUCCCGCUCUGGGGUGGCAUCUCUAAUAUCUUUGGCCGGAAGAAGGUCAUUAUCCUAGCGGCGGCCCUGUUUCUUGUGGGCAGUUUGAUUUGCGCCCUGGCUAGAAACCUCCCUAUGAUAUUAUCUGGCAGAUCGAUUCAAGGGAUCGGAUCGGGAGGUAUUAUCAUCCUCUGCAACAUAUGUGUGUCGGAUUUGUUCAGUGUGCGCGAGCGCCCUAUGUAUUUUGGUCUCUUCGGAGCUACUUGGGCUAUUGCUGGUGGCUUGGGCCCCAUUAUUGGCGGUGCCUUUACUACCAGUGUCACCUGGAGAUGGUGCUUCUACCUGAACCUUCCCAUCGGCGGUUUGUCCCUCGUGAUUCUUAUCUUCUUCCUCCACAUUGAGUCCCCAAAGACUCCGUUCUUUGCUGGUCUACGAAGCAUCGACUGGAUCGGAACUUUCCUCAUUAUCGGAGGUACGUUGAUGUUCCUUUUCGGUUUGGAGUUUGGUGGUGUCAACUAUCCGUGGGCUUCGCCUACAGUCAUCUGUCUCAUCGUCUUCGGUGUCGUGACUUGGGGUUUGGCUAUGAUUGUGGAAGCAAAAUUUGCAAAGUUUCCAGUUAUCCCCGCUCGUCUCUUCGGCGAAUGGUACAACGUCCUGGUGCUGCUGAUCUGUUUCUGUCACGGAUUCGUCUUCAUCUCUGGCACUUACUACCUUCCACUCUACUUCCAGACUGUUCUGCUGGCUUCCCCCAUCCUCAGUGGCGUAUACCUCCUGCCGAUGGUGCUCUCUCUGGCAGUCGUUUCUAGUAUGGUUGGUGUGCUCAUGAACAAGACUGGCCGCUACCGGGAGUUUAUCAUGUUCGGUCUCUUCAUGAUGACUCUUGGCUGGGGUCUGUUCAUCGACCUCAAGCCAUAUCCCUCCUGGCCUCGUAUCAUCAUCUACCAGCUGAUCGGCGGUAUUGGCUCCAAUAUUCGGCCAUCAGAUACCGCGACGGCUACUGCUACUUUCGGUUUCGUGCGCCAGUUGUCAACUUCUGUAAGUGUGGUUUUGGGCGAAGUUAUAUAUCAGAACAUCAUGAAGAACCAAUCCGGCAAGCUCAUGGCCGCUCUCGGCCCGGAAUUAACCCAGCAAAUCAGUUCUUCUUUCUCCGGCUCAUCAAAAACCCUUAUUCAAAGCCUGACCGCUUCCCAAAAGAAGGUUGUGCUGGAUGCAUUCACGUUUGCUCUAAGCCGCAUGUGGAUCUUCUACACGGCUGUUGCAGGCGUUGGCCUCGUGCUCUCUUGCUUUGUCCGAGCUCGCGUGCUGAGCAAGACCCACACUAUUCAGAAGACCGGUCUAGCCGAGCAGGAGCGUGCUCGCCAGGAGCUCAUCGCAUCGGAUCGCAAGGAUAAGCCUGACACCGAGGUCUAA